AUGGAGACUACAACAAGCGAAAAAAGAGGUAGAGGGAAUAAAACGGUGUUGGUAAAAGAGGUGACUUGCGUUGUAUGUAAUGGUUCAUUUCCAUAUAAAACCGUUGAACUUACUGAUGAAUUGAUGGGAAAAGUUAGUGAGAUUCCAAAUUUCAGCUGGAGCUGUGAUGAUUGUCUGAUUCACGUUAAGAAUUUAAAGGUAUACAAUGAGUUGAAUGCUAAGCAAAGGGAAAUGAAGGAGGAACUGGUUGGGUUAAAAGUUAAAAGUAAUGAGAUGGUGAAGGAAAUUUCAGUCUUAUCCGAUAAAAAUGAGAAAAAAUUUAUAGCACUGCAAAGUGCAAUUGUUGACAUUUCUAAAGAUUUAAAAGCUUCUCUCAAUAAAAGUUGGGCUGAAGUUGCAGGUGAGAUGAAAAACAAAGUACAGGAGGUUAAUAGAGAAGUGUCAACAAUUUGUAAGACUAUUGAAAAAACAAGUGAUGGUAUUAAAAUUAAUAAUGAUUUGGAGGAGAGAAUGCAUAACAUUAUUAUAUAUCAGCUGAAGCAAUGUAAAGACAAUGAUAAGGUUAUUUGCAACAGCCAUGAUAGAAAGCAGAUUUUAGAGAUAUGUUCUCAAUUAUCUGAUGGUUACAUUAAAGAGAGCAGCAUAAAGUCUAUUUUUAGACUGGGUGUAAGAAGUGAUAAGGUUAGACCAGUCAUGGUUAAAUUUUAUGACAAAAGAGAUAGAAAUAUUGUCAUGGAAAACCUUAAGAAAAUUAAAGGAUUGAGCAGUAGUUUGAGGUGCAUUGGAGUUAAUUAUGACCUAAACAAAGAGCAGCGGGACGUUUUCUCGGUGGUUUUGUGA
Helobdella robusta is the source of this 840-nucleotide messenger RNA. RefSeq lists its product as hypothetical. The transcript has a single exon. NCBI's taxonomy places the organism in Eukaryota, Metazoa, Annelida, Clitellata, Rhynchobdellida, Glossiphoniidae. The record is from RefSeq and is a predicted model, not a curated record. The coding region runs from base 1 to 840 and encodes 279 amino acids.